Molecule: messenger RNA, 4390 nt
Organism: Parus major (Great Tit)
Lineage: Eukaryota; Metazoa; Chordata; Aves; Passeriformes; Paridae
Exons: 2
Coding region: 1153-2157 (334 amino acids)
Source: RefSeq, a predicted model, not a curated record
AGAGAAGGAGGAGGAGACCUUGGAGCCCCUUCCAGUGCCUCCAGGAGAGCUGCAGAGGAACCUGGGACAUGGGAUGGAGUGAUGGGAUGGCGUUCAGGAGCCAGGACAGAGCAGGCACAGUGCACGGGAUGCACAGGGUUUGAUAUCCAUCCCCCUCAGCCUGGUUCGAAGCAGCACAGGGGGAUCCCAGCACCUGCAGUGUCCAUGCAUGAGAUGAGUUUGUACCAGCCUCAGCCCUGGCACAGGGAGGGUGUGCACUUGCCAGCGGGAUCCCCUGGGCCAGUUUGGGACAGUCAGCCCAGGGUUACCCGGCCAAGCAGUUUCCUGCAGGAGGUUUGAACAUAAAGCCAUGGCCAUGGCCCAAACCAAGGUUACAGCCCUGGAGCAGGUCCUGACCUCCCUGCUGGAUCCCAGCCAAAAAGCCUUUGCUCUGCGGUGCCCCAGGGGAUGGUCCAGCCCUGCUGCCUUGAAGGUGAUGACAAGUUCAGGAAAAUCCAGCCUUGAAGGCUUUUUAAGGAAGGAGAGGGUGAGUGCAAUGCACGAUGACCCAUGGGAAAGCCAUGUGCAGCCCAGGAGGCUCCGGCCAGUGUGGGGCCAAGGAGGGAAGCACCACACCCUGGGCAGUGAGGCACGAGCCCCGAAGGGAGCUGGGGUCACCUUCCUGCAGGUGCCUCUCUGAGCAGGCAGGGCUGGGGCUGGGGUGGCACAUCUGUGUCUGUCUGUCCCCACCUGGGCUCUGUCCUGCUGUCUGUCUGACGCCAGCCCUGUCCCUGUGGCUCUGAGGCAGCGGGCGCCUGGAUCCCCAGGGAGCGCACGCCAGUGACGGAGUCAGGAUGCUUUCAGCAUUUAUGGUAAUGUUUGGAUUUCUCAUCGCUUUCCCAAACAGGAGAAGGGAAAAGAGAGCCGAGCCAAGGGCUGGGUGUGCUCCGCUCAUUCCCUGCCUCCGGCUCUGCACCUGCCUCACCCUCCCUGCUCCUGGUGCCUGCCCAUCCCCUGCCGUGCCCGGGGCACCCUGGUGGGCUCCCCACUGCCAGGCCGGGGGUGCGGUGGCUGCAGCGUUCAGAGGUCGUGGCUCCACAGCAGGGCUUCUCCGUGCUCCGUGGGAAGGAGGGGAACUCUGUCACUCACAUUCCGAAAAACAGCGGCCAGAGGAUGCCAGCUCCAGGGAGUGCCUCAGCCAUCGCAGACGCUGAGUCCUUCUGGAUUUAUCUGGAAGCAGAGGAAGACAGGGAACAGCUCCAGGGCUUGGUGUGCCAGUGCCUGGGGGGAUUGCCCAGCCCCAGCAUCUUUCCAUGCCUCCCUUGUUCCUUGGGCACAUCCUGCUGGAAUUUCUGGAGUGUGGGUCCUGCUGGCAACACUCCAGCGAUCCCAGUGCGCUCCCAGCUGCCUGAGCAGUGGGGACCAUCCCCAGGGUGCCCUCCCCUGCAGCUGCAGGGCGUGUGGCAGCCCCCACAGCCAGGCCAAGGCAGGCAGCACAGUCCUGCUGGGUCCUGCCAGCAGCCUCACCUCGGGUCCCCUCAGGACACCCCUGCCCAGCCCUGGGCAGCCAGAGGCGGGUGCCUGCAGCCUUGUGCUCUCAGCCCAGGCAGGAACAAUGGCUCAUUUCGCUGCAUCCGCUCCGGAAAAUCCCCCGGCCCCACUCGGGCUCCACUCCAGGACGCUGUGGCUCACUCUUCCUCUGGCCUUGGAGGGGCAGGUGAUGGAGUCCCCCACAGCAUGCACCCUGCGGGCAGGGAACAGCCUCAGGCUGCUGGGGAGAGCCCUCAGGAAGGAUCUGGAGCUGCAGGGAGCCCAGCCCUGUGUCCCCAGCAGCCACAAGCUUCCCUGCCUUGGCUCACCCUGCAGCCCUGUGCAAGAGCAGGAGCACGAGGGCUGCUCGCCGUGUUUGUGGAGGGCUCUGUGUUUCUCCAUGAUGGGAGCUGGGAUAUCUAUCUCCUCCUGGAGCCUGGCCAGACAGCCCUGGGAAAGGCAAGUUCUCUUCCAUGGGAAAGUCCUGCAAGAAGAAAUUCCUGCAGCCCCACCGUUCCCCAGGGCCCUGGUGCUCCAUUGUGUCCCCAGUGCUGUGGGGAUGUGACACAAGGACUGUGUCCUGCUUGCUGCCUUAUCCCAGUCAGUCCUUGGCUGUCCCCACCCCUCUCCACAGGGAGCCUUCCCUGAGGACAUCCAAAGGGAUCCCCUGCAAGAGGGGCUCCCCCAAAACUUGGCCUGCUCUGGGCUAAUCUCUCAUUAGGCUUUCUCACAGAUGAUCCUGAUGAGCCGUCCUGGGGGAGCCCUGCAGACAAAGCCGGGAAGAAGAGAUCCCUGCAGGCAAGCCCAGGGAGUGAUGCUGUGUCCCCAUCCUGGCUUCUCCUCCCUUCCUUGGCAGCAGAGAGCCGGAAAAGCCAGGUGCCAGAGAGCGCAGGGCAGGGCCGUUCCUCCUGCCCACUCCUCUGGGCAGCUGUGGAGUUGGCAAGUGCUGGAUGAGCAUGGCCAGGACCUCUCGCUGUCCCCUGGGCAGCCCAAGCCCACAGCCAGACCCAUCGUCUGCCCCAUUGUGUGGGCGAGUGCCCGGCCCUGUCCCGGCUGGCGCCAGCACAAUGGGGCCUUUUUCCGGCCGGCGCUGGGGGAGAUGGACUCGGAAGUGCUCCCAAGGAAAAGGAUGGUUUAUAAAUAGCUCCUGGCUUCCCCUGGCCACCCCAUCAGCGCCCAUCCCCAAAUCCUGCCCCUUGCUCCGUGCCCACAGUGCUCCCAGGCUGGGAGAGGAGCCUGGGGCACAGACGUCACCAGCCCUGCUGAACGUGUGUGAGCGAGGGCACGACGUGGCUGUCACACCCUGUCCCAGGGCUGCACCUGCUCCGGCCCGUGGGGCUCCUGUAACCCCAGGAUGUCGAGUGGCAGCCCCAGGCAGAGGGCUCCUUGUGCCUUGGCAGUGGCUCUCAGCUGGAUAAGGUUCUCCCAGGCGUGCUACAGCUGUCCUUGUCCAUCCACCCUGCAUGCAGCUCCCGAGGCAGGGAGCAAGGGAAGGGCUGCACGGCUCCACAGCCGUCCCUGCCACCCCUGCUCACCACAAACCAGCCCUCAAACCCAGUCCUGGAGCCCUGGGGAGCUGCUUCUGUCCUCUGCCAGCAGCACCAUCACCAGGGCAGGAUGCUGAGGUCUCAACGUUGGGCUGGAUGACCCUUGCCAGCUCAGCUCCUUUUUGGGGCUUUGCCACCACUCUGCAUCUGCUGAGCCCCAGCCAUCCCCGCACAGCUGCUCCAAAAAAUCACAGUCCUCCGUGACAGAGAUCCAGAUGUCACCUUCCUUUCCCCCCCCACCUUCCUUCCCCCGUUCCGCUCCUGUCCUUCCUUCCUCCACCCUCGCAGUUCCUCGCGGCCCCUCCUGAACAAAGGCCCCGUAGCCAUGGUUAAUAAUCCCCACAGAAAGGCCCUGCACGAGGAGAGGAAGGAGAGGGGAGACACAAAGGAGUCACUGGGAGCCAAGCCGAGGAAGGGGGUUGGAAGGAGGCGUUUUCCUGAGCUGGAAGACACAAGCCUCGAAGAGGGCUCCCAGAGGCGAACCCAGAUGGAGCAGGGAUACCCCAAAGUGACCUUGUGCCACCCAGACAGCAGAGAGCCAAAGGCUGGGCAGGGUUCCUGUACUUACCCAGAGUGCAAAGCCUUAUGUGAGGCCUAGAGCCCCCAAAAUGCAGCAGCAGGGAGCGGGAGAAGGUGAGGGUGAGGGGAGCAGUGGCAGUGGAGCAGCCGGCGGUGUGGGAAAGCUCGGUGCUGGCCCACAUCCCGUCCCUUCCCCGGGGAGCAGGGCCGCUCUCGGCCCUGACGGUGUUCUGUGAAGAGGUGCAGGCCCGGGUGGACACAGCCAGAGGUUCUGCCCAGCACGGCUGCACUCCACCCACCCCGGAGAGCUGCAGGGAGCCCAGCCAGCCCCCAGCCCAUUGUGGGGUUCACUGGCACAGAGUACCCCAAGCACCCCCCAGAGCCCACCCCAGCUCCUCUGGGCUUGGUGCAGGGUUUGGGGAAGGCACAGGGCCCCCCGGCCCACCUGGGAUGCGUGUCAGGACAGGCACAGGCACAGCCCACGCUGGGCCAGCUCCCUCUGGCAGCAUCCCAAGGUCCCCAGAUGAGCAGGGAUCUGUCUGGGAGUGCAGGAAAAGGUGGAAGGGGCUGCGGUGUGUGCUGGGACGCACAGCUCCAGGCCUGGCUCCGUGCUGGCCAUCGCUCCCCUCCGGCUGCAGGGAGCCAGGCCCAGCAGGAGCCAGAGGAGGGAGGCAAAUGCAAUUACACACUUCCAGAUCAUUCCUGCAACCUGCGAUGCUCAGAUAAAGCUGGGAAAUCAGCCCUGCCCUGGGCAGGGUCCUGUGGAUCCAGCAGCUGUGCCAGGGACUGAAAGCCCCAGCACUGCCAGGGGCAGA